AUGCGGCUCCUGCCUCUGGGCGCAGGCGGGCCCGGGCGGCACAGCCCCCGCCACCUGCGCUCCUGCCGCCCGGCGCUGCUGGUCCUGCUGCUGCCGCUGCUGCCGGGCUGCUGCCUGGGGGGCUCCCGGGCGGCGGCGGCCGGCUCUCGGAGGCCCAACGUGGUGCUGCUCCUCACCGACGACCAGGACGAAGUGCUCGGCGGCAUGACACCACUAAAGAAAACCAAGGCUCUCAUCGGAGAGAUGGGGAUGACUUUCUCCAGUGCUUAUGUGCCAAGUGCUCUUUGCUGCCCGAGCCGUGCCAGUAUCCUGACAGGGAAGUACCCACAUAAUCAUCACGUUGUUAACAACACUUUAGAGGGAAACUGCAGUAGUAAGUCUUGGCAGAAGAUCCAAGAACCAAAUACUUUCCCAGCAAUUCUCAGAUCAUUGUGUGGUUAUCAGACCUUUUUUGCAGGAAAAUACUUAAAUGAGUAUGGAGCCCCAGCUGCUGGUGGGCUGGAAUACGUUCCUCCGGGAUGGAGCUACUGGUAUGCCUUGGAGAAGAAUUCUAAGUACUAUAAUUACACUCUCUCUAUCAACGGCAAGGCACGGAAGCAUGGUGAGAACUACAGUGUGGACUACCUGACAGAUGUUUUGGCUAAUAUCUCCUUGGACUUCCUGGACUACAAGUCCAACUUUGAACCGUUCUUCAUGAUGAUCUCCACUCCAGCGCCUCACUCGCCUUGGAUAGCUGCACCCCAGUACCAGAAGACCUUCCAGAACGUCUUCGCACCAAGGAACAAGAACUUCAACAUCCAUGGAACGAACAAGCACUGGUUAAUUAGGCAAGCCAAGACCCCAAUGACUAAUUCUUCGAUACAGUUUUUAGAUAAUGCAUUUAGGAAAAGGUGGCAAACUCUACUCUCAGUUGAUGACCUUGUGGAGAAAUUGGUCAAGAGAUUGGAGUUCAUCGGGGAGCUCGACAACACUUACAUCUUCUAUACCUCUGACAACGGCUACCACACAGGACAGUUUUCUUUGCCAAUAGACAAAAGGCAGCUGUAUGAAUUUGAUAUCAAAGUUCCCCUGUUGGUUCGAGGGCCUGGGAUCAAACCAAAUCAGACAAGCAAGAUGCUCGUUGCCAACAUUGACUUGGGUCCUACUAUUUUGGACAUUGCUGGCUACAACCUGAAUAAGACGCAGAUGGAUGGGAUGUCUUUAUUGCCCAUUUUGACAGGUGUCAGCAAUGUGACCUGGCGAUCGGACGUUCUGGUGGAAUAUCAAGGCGAAGGUCGCAAUGUCACCGACCCAACAUGUCCUUCCCUGAGUCCUGGAGUCUCUCAAUGUUUCCCAGACUGUGUGUGUGAAGAUGCUUAUAACAACACGUAUGCCUGUGUGCGGACCAUGUCAGCACGGUGGAACUUACAGUACUGCGAGUUUGACGACCAGGAGGUGUUUGUGGAAGUCUAUAACCUGACUGCAGACCCCCACCAAAUCACAAACAUUGCUAAAAGCAUCGACCCAGAGCUUCUCGGGAAGAUGAACUACCGGCUGAUGAUGCUGCAGUCCUGUUCUGGACCAGCCUGCCGCACUCCAGGGGUUUUUGACCCCGGAUACAGGUUUGACCCUCGUCUCAUGUUCAACAAUUUCAAUGGCGGCAGGACUCGAAGGUUUUCCAAACACCUUCUGUAG
This is a messenger RNA of Pipistrellus nathusii (Nathusius's pipistrelle), 1674 nucleotides long. The record is from the annotation of a GenBank genome assembly. NCBI's taxonomy places the organism in Eukaryota, Metazoa, Chordata, Mammalia, Chiroptera, Vespertilionidae.